This is a messenger RNA of Penaeus indicus, 1989 nucleotides long. RefSeq lists its product as uncharacterized. Bases 276 to 1541 code for a protein of 421 amino acids. Lineage: Eukaryota; Metazoa; Arthropoda; Malacostraca; Decapoda; Penaeidae. The transcript has 5 exons. The record is from RefSeq and is a predicted model, not a curated record.
GACGAUGCUUGAAUCAGUGUUGCUGGGGAGUUCGAAGAGUGAGGAUUGUCGUUGUGUUGUGUCAGAAAAAUAUACAUUUUAUUUUUUUUAAAUUUUAGAUGAGUUUAGAAAUAUAUAUCACGAAAACAGAAAAGGCUGACGGGAUAUAUAAUUUCGUAAGGAAGACAUUUUGGUUUCGAUGCAUUAUCUCAGUGUAAGGUCCUUUAGUUAUAUCGGCAUUUUUUAUAUACUGAUCCUUAUCCCAAUGCCGCCGGGUAUGAGUGUACGUACGUGCUAUGCCCACCGUUUUGUGUUUCAUCCGCGUGGAGUCCGUUCUCAUGGCACAACUCAUGACCUUGUUUUUGCUGGGAGCUUUCCAUUGUUCGUCGGGAAUCGUCAUAACAGUUGACAGAACUACCCCAAGCCCGACAGAGAUCGAGCGGUGUCGGAGUAAAAUCGCGACUGUGCCACAGCUGAACCUGACCCGCCAUCACAUGUCCAGACCACACUACAGCAUCGUCCCCGGGGUUCCGGAAAUCACGAUCGAGAGGCCAGACGUUCUCGAACACUCUCCAAGCUCCUCGGAAACCACAUCCGAAGAGUCACGCAUAUACCUGUCCUCUACGCCCUUGCAAGCUAAGCCCAAACUUGCAACGUUGCCCGAGGAGCCACGCCUGCUUUCUUAUGCAGGUAGUCCGUUGACCACACUUCUAACGCCCAUGGUGACGACAUCUUCGACAGUGCUAUGGACUUCCCCUUCGUCCAUUGAACCUCUCACGCCCACAUGGUACAUCACAAGCCCACCGCCCACUCCUCUCACGGUUCACACGCCUACGGAACCAACCGUAAAUGUAAACACACAGUAUCUCUCUUAUACAACCAAACCGUAUGAGACAAACAAACCUACACUUCUUACAAGACAAGCGGACAAAGAGCACUUAGUCACUCAUCUGGCCCUUGAGAAACCCAAGCAGCUAGAGAGAACGACGGCAGCCACACAACCUACCCUUUUAUAUUCUACAAUACCCGUUGUGAGGAGACAUAGGUCAGGGGAGCCUGCUGCCGUACGCCCGGCUCUGCAAGAGAUGGAGAAGGAGCUGACCGACUUGCUGAGGGUGCAGAUACCGCAACUGCUGACAGAUGACAUUGCUGAUGCCCUUAACAUGUCAUACCGAGCCCGCUUCCACUUCGCCAACCACGAGAUGGUGGACAAACUACUUCAGCAGGAAUCUCUCGCACCAAGCUCCCUCCCCGGAGAGUGUCCUAUGCGGUAUUACGAGCGUAGGAUCAACCUGCUGAAGAGGUUGGUGGGCCUCCUCCUCCUCGUCUUUCCGCAUUCGCUUCAGGAGCUGGAGGGAGCAGCCUGGGACGAAGACCUGGAAAAUAAUUUCUUCAGGCCCGGAGAAAAGAAUAUCCUAGACAUCCAAUACUGCCGACACUGUUACGCGAAAGACAGCCGUGGAAGAUGUCGAGAGAUUUUCUUCUGCAAAUCCGGCUUUGUUGCUCCCAAGAGGAUUGGCUUGUCGGCAGAGGAAAAGGAGCGUCUCCUGGCUCUUGGUUGAGAGUGUGUGUAUGCGUGCUUGUAUGAGUGCGGGCGUCUUUGCGUUAGAGUGUGUAUGUGUGUAUGUGUGGCUAUGUGGAUAUGUUUCAUUUUGGGAUGUUAAAUGUAACGAUUUUUUUUAAUGGGUUCAUUUUCUGAGAGUGAAUGUUUAAUGUCAUCACGCAAUCUACAUUUAGUAUCAGAAAUCCAUUUUGAUUUCUUUUAAUCUUUAGAUACGUUAUAAACAAAGAGUGAUGGGUCAUUUCCUGUAAAGAAAUUACAAUUUAUAUUUUAUAUACAACGCUGUAUUUCAGUGCGAUUCUUUGAGUACAUUAACUAACUGUUAAUUUAUAUUUCUUAAAUAAUCAAUAUCACAUUUUUUUGUGAUACGUUCACGUUGUUUAUGAUAUAGGUAUACCAACCUCAUAUUUAUAUGUAUAAAAAUAAAACAUGGAAAAUUUCAAAUAGAA